CAAAACUCUAAUACAUUUCAUGAAGAAUAACAACUAACAGACUCUGAUUUCUCCAAAGAUGGCUAUGUAUAAGAAUGCUAUGAAAAACAAACACAAUCAAAUCUGUCAAAUAGGUGAUUAACUGUAAAAGAACUAAAGUCUUGCUUAAUUUCACGACUAACUGUAAAGUUAACGAAGUCAACAAUAGGGAAAGUAAGAUAACUUAAAGGCAAAUAGUUCUUUUAGAUCUUUAAAAUUAUAAGAUUUAAACAUGGCUUAGAAUCCUAUUGAUGUGAUUAAGUUAAAAGACAUUCUUGAUAGUACUUAAAAAGAAAGUAAGAUAAUUCAAAUUUAAUCUUAAGUUUUGAAUAAAAAUAAGCAAUAAAAGAGCAUAACUAAUUAGAAACAAAAUUUUAAUGAAGUCUUUGAAGAAAAAUAGAAAGAUGAAAAAAAAUUCAAUUUACCUAUUUAAAAUUGUAAUCAAAAAUUAAAAGAAAAUAUCAAUUUGGAUUUUGAAACACCAAGGUUUUUUGGAAUGUCAUGA
Molecule: messenger RNA, 523 nt
Organism: Paramecium sonneborni
Lineage: Eukaryota; Ciliophora; Oligohymenophorea; Peniculida; Parameciidae
Source: the annotation of a GenBank genome assembly